Stegodyphus dumicola is the source of this 1063-nucleotide messenger RNA. RefSeq names its product dnaJ homolog subfamily C member 5-like. Lineage: Eukaryota; Metazoa; Arthropoda; Arachnida; Araneae; Eresidae. The record is from RefSeq and is a predicted model, not a curated record.
UUAGCCCUGAAAUAUCAUCCUGAUAAGAACAGGGAAGAUCCAACAGCUGCUGAUAAGUUUAAAGAUAUUAACCGUGCUCACAGUAUUCUAAGUGAUGAGACAAAAAGAAAUAUUUAUGACAGUUAUGGAUCACUUGGACUUUAUGUCGCUGAGCAUUUUGGAGAAAGUAACGUCAAUGCAUAUUUUGUUCUUUCAAGCAAAUGGUGUAAGGCACUUUGUGCAUUCUGUGCUAUAAUAACAGGGUGUUACUGCUGUUGUUGCUGUUUCUGUUGCUGCUUUAACUUCUGCUGUGGUAAAUGUAAACCUGAAAUACCUGAUGAAGAAGAAGAAUGUGACAAGGCUGAAAAUGGCUCUGAUGAAGAGGAACAAGGGUUAAAGUCUCAAGAUAAAUCAGAAAAUGCUUCAUCUUCAAAUGUGCCUGUCACAAGUCAACCAACUUCUUCUGAAAAGUCUGCUGCUAUACCACUACCACCACCUGAAAGUGCAGUUUCAGAGAAAACUAGUCUUAAUUCUACUCCUCAGCCUACAUAUGCCACAGGGCAAAGUCCUGCAGGAAGUGAUAGUUAGAAAAUUUUGUAACAUGUAGGACUAUUAAUUUUAUGUAAAGCUAAUAUUUUAUUAUCUAUUGUAAAUUUUCUUAAUUUCAUGAAUUUCUAUAAUACUAAAUUAGUCUUUUGAACAAUAUAUUUAUUUAAUUUUAUCCAUAUCAGAAUUGGAAAUUUCGUAUAAAUUAUUGGAUGUAUGUAUAUAGUAUGUAUGUAUAUUUCAAUUUUUUAAUUAACUCAUAAAUGUUUUGUGUUCCCUCAUGUUUUAUAUGCUUGUUACUUUAAAGUGAUGCUUGUAACUAUUAAAUGUUUUUAAUACCUUUCUAAAACACAUGAUGUUGUAUAAAGCGCAUGCUUGUUUUUAUGAAUAUUUUUUUUUCCCUUUACAUUAUUUCAUAGUUUAACAACUCCGGUCUGUAAGGGAAUCAUAAUAUCGGAUAGUAUUAAUUAGUGUUUUUGUCAUAUGUUUGAGAAAGAUUAAAUUGCUUUUAUAAAAAUAAAAUUUGAUUAAUCUGGUU